Molecule: messenger RNA, 2334 nt
Organism: Suillus plorans
Lineage: Eukaryota; Fungi; Basidiomycota; Agaricomycetes; Boletales; Suillaceae
Product: P-loop containing nucleoside triphosphate hydrolase protein
Exons: 4
Coding region: 298-2334 (678 amino acids)
Biological process (GO): double-strand break repair via homologous recombination
Cellular component (GO): cytoplasm; chromosome
Molecular function (GO): nucleic acid binding; ATP binding; 3'-5' DNA helicase activity
Source: RefSeq, a predicted model, not a curated record
CCAGACUCCUACCCAUCGGCGGGUGUGUAAGAGAGCCCCCGACAUCCGACACAGACCAAACACAACCAAGCGCUAUUUCUCCGACGAUUUACCGAAACUUUUGGGGCUACUUACACACCCAGCCGACUGGCAAAACUUGCAGGUGGCGCGAUGUUUGCCUCUGUUGAUUUCGCCUGUUAUCACUCAAUUCGGACUGACUUGUGUGAGUGACACGCUCAGUGUGACAAUACCGAGUUUAUGUAGUGUUAUUUAAUUUUUUGUCAAUGCUAUUUUCAUUUGCUGCAAUACGCAUCAGUGAUGGCUUCGCCCCCCCUAAACUACGACAUACCAUCUAUAGCUACCAUACGCACCGCGGUCCACGAACGUUUCGGCUUCGUACCUUGUAAUUGGCAAGUGCAGUCUGCCCAAGCACAACUGAAGAAGAGAGAUGUCGUCACUUUGUCACCUACAGGCUCUGGCAAGACACUCACAUUCUGGAUUCCUUUGUUAUUCAACGAUGGCGGCAUCACCAUCUUGAUCACUCCGCUGACGAUCCUCGGAGACAAAAAUGUCAUCGAGCUACAAGAAGUCAAUAUACCUGUUGUGAAUCUGUCCGCUGCAACAGCAACAGACACAAUAUUCGAGGAAAUUGCCACCCGAAAGUUUCGGGUCAUAAUUGUUAGCCCCGAGAGAAUACUGUCAGACCGCCGCUUCGAUACCUUGUGGAAGACACCGCAAUUCGUCAACAAACUCUUCAGCAUCACCUUUGACGAGGCGCAUUGCAUUAGUCAAUGGGGUGGUGACUUUCGCCCUUCCUAUGCUGAGCUCGGUCGACUUCGUUGGCUAGUCCCUCCGCACGUCGUGUUUCAUGUAGCAUCUGCCACACUGCCGCGACACGUGCUACAUGAUGUUAAGUCCAUCCUACACAUGCAGGACCAUCGAACAACAGAAGCACGACGCACCAAUGACCGUCCGAACAUCCACUUAAUGGUUAUCGAGAUGCUGGACCCUUUAAACAGCAUGCAUGACCUAAAACGCGUCCUCAAGUUCAAUGGUGACCCACCUCCUCCAAAAUUCAUGGUAUUUUGCAAUGAGCGCAAAGAGACAGAGCGAUUAUGCGAAUUUGCACGGUCAGAAGCACCACCUACUGUGGCUAAAAAGCUGGUCUGGUUUCAUUCAGGCAUGAGUACUGAUUUUCGAGCUGAGACGAUUGAGAACCUUCGGAAGGGGGAGAUAUGGGGUAUCUUCUGCACAGAUGCGGCUGGUAUGGGCCUAGACCUUCGUGACAUUGCGUUAGUAAUCCAGUGGAAAUACACCUCGUCACUUUGCACGCUUUGGCAACGCUUAGGCAGAGCAGCGCGAGAUAUUUCUACAGAGGCAACUGGGAUUUAUCUAGUUGAGCCACAGUACAUUGAUUAUCAGAAAGAGAAGGCAAGAGAAAGAGCCAAUGCACGCACCGCAAAACGAAAACAGGUCGACGAUGGUGGUGGAGGUUCCCGAAAAAAGCACAAAUCAACAAGUAUCGCACAAGUGCCGAGUGUUGGGAAUCGGACGGAAAGUGGCGAGGAUGUGAGAAAUCCGCAACACGCUAUUCAGAGGAUUGUUCCGAAGGAUCUCAAUGACGAAGAGUACGAGGCUGCUGCAAUGGAUGCCUACAUCAAUGCUCGAGCUCGUGGAUUUUGCCGUCGCAAUGUCUCAAAUGAAUAUUUUGACAAUCCCCAGAUUACUGGGCUCAGUCUGAAUGCCAGCAGCAUAUCACCAGUGUGUCAUCCCGACUGCGCACGGUGUAUUAUCAAACCUUCCCGCCUAUGCUGCGACUCGUGUCACAUUGGCUCCUUCAUCCUUCCUGCACCCACCACACAAGCACCUAAGCAAACCCGAGCACCGAAUAAACUCAAAAUACCCGACUAUCAAAUGGGCCCUGGAGACUUUGCAUUGAGAAUUGAACUGCAGGAGUGGCGAAGAGAGCGGCUGAUAGAGAUUGGUGCAGGUGGAGAUGACUUUUUCGGUGUGCAACUGAUAAUGGCCGAUGAAAUUUUAAACCGCAUCGUUGAUUUAGCGCAUUCCCGCAAGAUUGAUGGAGUUUCCUCAAUUCGCGAUCAAGCCAGCUGGCGCUACUGUGACCGGUGGGGCUCUCAAAUAUUCAACAUUGUCCAAAAGUACUACCUGCCAUCUGCCGACAAUGCACCACCCUCUAUCGCAGAGAAUCCAACUACCUUUGCAACCAACCUUGAUAUCAACGCACUUCCUUCGAACAAGCCACCACGUCAAAAAAAACCAUCAACGUGCCGUGCAUGUGGUCAGGCGGGGCAUAUUGGUGAGUUCAUUGUGUUUUUGUACUCAUGCAACUUCUGA